AUGUUACAAAGAACUACUGACCAUUCAAAUGUAGGGGCACUUAAUGACUAUGGUGAAGAUGAUGAUGGCGUGGGACAAGGAAGUAGCAAGCCUCCACCUAAAAAACCAAGACAAAAGGGUCCUCUAGACAAGUUUUAUGCCAAUAAACCAGAAGACAAACUCAAAGGAAGAAAAUGUGGAAAACAGCAAACAAUUAACGAAGUAUGUCGAAAAGACCUUAGGGACAAGGCUUGUAAGGAGAUAGGUCGUUGGUUUUAUGAUGCAGGGCUACGUUUUAAUGCAGCCUCUUAUGAUAGCUUUCAUAUUGCAAUGGAAUCUGUUGCACAAUUUGGCCCGGGAUUCAUACCUCCAAGCAUAUAUGAGCUUAGAGUUCCUCUACCUAAAAAUGAAGUGGAAUCCACCCAAAAAGUGUUGAAAGAUUACAAGCAAGAAUGGGCAGUAAAAGAAAUCAAAAAAGAUGCAAACACAUUGUUUAAAAUGCUCGAUGAUAUGGUGGAAGAGAUAGGAGAGGAGAAUGUAGUGCAAGUGGUGACAUACAAUGCAUCUAACUAUGUUAAAACUGAGGCAACAAGACCACAUUUAUACCGGACUCCUUGUGCUGCUCACUGUAUCGAUCUGAUGUUGGAAGAUAUUGGAAAGAUCCCAAAGGUGUGGAAUACUUUGAAGGGAGCUAUGUUCUGCAAUGGUUAUAUUUAUAACCAUGUUGGCAUUGUCAACAUGAUGAGGAGAUUUACAAAUCAGAGAAACCUACAUAGGCCUGCAAUCACGAGAUUUGCAACAUCAUUCAUUACUCUCUCCCAAAUGCAUAAACAAAAAAAUAUUUUACGGAAGAUGAUCACGUCUCCAGAGUGGAACAAUAUCAAGUGGUCAAAAGUUGCUGCGGAGAAGAGACUAACAUCAACUUUUUUGCAAGAAAGGUUUUGGAGAAAUAUAGUCUAUGCUUUAAAGUUGACUGGACCUCUUGUUAAGGUUCUUAGAAUGGUAGAUGGAGACAAAAAGCCAGCCAUGCGAUACAUCUAUGAGUCCAUGGAUAGGGCUAAAGAGACUAUUGCUGCUAGUUUUUUUGCAUAA
This is a messenger RNA of Lactuca virosa, 1071 nucleotides long. NCBI's taxonomy places the organism in Eukaryota, Viridiplantae, Streptophyta, Magnoliopsida, Asterales, Asteraceae. The record is from the annotation of a GenBank genome assembly.